AAUACAUUUUAAAGUAAGUUUAGUUAACCAGUCAUCAGGAUUGACGAACAAGAAAGUUUAUAUUUAUAAUAUAUAAUAUUUAAAUUGUAGCCAUUCAUCAAUAAUUAUCUUUAAAAUGAGUAAAGCAAUAAUUAUAUUAGUUAGUCUGAUUCUAGCCUGUGAGUUGAUUCAAUGUGAAUCGGACAAGCAAAGUCCUGUAUUGCAAAUUGCCAAUGGACAGAUCAAGGGAAGAUUGAAACAGUUUCGUGGGAUUGAAGUACAGCAAUAUUUAUGUAUUCCUUAUGGUGAACCUCCUAUCGAUAAGUUACGAUUCAAAAAGCCAUUACCGAAAUCAGCCUGGGCCAAUGUUUUACCUGCCGAUGAAUGGGGUCCAUAUUGUCUUCAACCAAAAUACUGGACAACAGGAAAAGGUUUAAAUUAUUCAGAAGAUUGUCUGUGUCUCAAUGUAUUUACAACCUCAGUUGCCAUUGAAGACGCUAAACAAGGCAAUGAUGAGCUUCGACCGGUUAUGGUUUGGAUUCAUGGUGGAGCAUUCAUUUUUGGUUCAGCCAAUAAUCCAGAUCAGUUUGAUGGAACGGCAUUAGCUGCUUUGGAGGAUGUGGUUGUUGUAACAAUAAACUAUCGUCUUGGUGAAUUUGGUUUCUUACAUUUACCCGAAGCUGGAGUUCCUGGUAAUAUGGGUCUUUGGGAUCAACAGUUGGCUUUGAAAUGGGUUCAAGAUAAUGCCAAAUACUUUGGCGGUGAUCAAAAUAAAGUAACAAUAUUUGGUGAAUCAGCUGGUUCAAUUUCGGUAUCAGCUCACAUAGUAUCGCCCCAAUCAAAAGGCUUGUUUAAAAAUGCAAUUAUGCAAAGUGGUUCAAUCUAUGAUAUCAAUCGAUGGACAGUUAAAAAUUUGUCUCAGACCUUUCUCGCCAAGAUUGGCUGUGUCCCUCCAAAUGAUAUCAACCAAUGUUUAUCCUUAUUUGAUUAUAACAAAAAUCCUGAAACACAAUUUUUAUGGUUUUGGCCAAUUGUGGGUGAUGAAUUUUUACCCAAAUUACCUGAGGAAAUAAUUGAAACUAAAGGUGUUGAUCCAUCUAUCAAUGUCUUGCUCGGAACAGUUGGUUAUGAAGGAGCUAACAUGAUUGUCAUGAAAGAUCCAAUAACUUUCCACCCAACCAGCCCUGCCAAUCUAACUCUAAUCCAGGCUAAAAAAAUUUUAAACCAUUUACUUGGACCUUCAAGUUGUGAUUAUUUUUUUGAAAAAUACUCUUACAAUACAUCUUCAAGUGAUGAGAUUCGGUUAAUGGUGACCAAGAUUAUUGGUGAUGUCAUCUUGACGUGUCCAACUUAUGUUUUUGGUAAAGAUUUGGUUCAAAAAAAUGGAUUGUCAAAUGUUUAUGCUUAUUAUCAAAGCUAUAAGCCAACUAUAACAUUACUCGGAACUGAUAUCAGUAAAUGGAUACCAGCAAGUCAUGGUGAUGAUAUCUUGUUAGUUUUUGGUCAUCCUUUAGCUGAACCUGAAAAAUAUUCCUCUGACGACUUGAUACUUUCACAUUUCAUGGUAAACAUUUGGGCAACAUUCGCUAAAACAGGAGAGCCAUUCUCUAUCGGACCUCAUAGAUGGUCGAAAUGGACCGAGAAAGAAGAUAAAGUUACUACUUUCACAAUGGAAUUGAAUCCUCAAAGCAUUGGCCCGAUUGAUGGUGUAGUUAGGCCUUGUCUCGAUAAUUGGCCUUUCCCACUGGAGAAACCAUACAAUCUUAAUAGUGAAAUUGGUAAACUACUCGAGCUUAAAUAACUUUUGAUUUACUUAAAUCAGUUGGUUGGUAAGCAUUAAUCUGGUAAUUUGACCAGCUCUGCACAGAUCAAAACCAUUGAAGAAGGAUAUCUGUCCUACAAAUUCAAUUCAUUAGAGAGGUAUUGACAGUUUCGAAUCAUCACCAAUGAGCUUCACAACUAACAAUACUUUUAAUGUUAAUCUAAUUCUUGAAACCAUUGAACCUGUGUGAUGGUUCGGCAAUUUUUUUUGUCCACUUAUGAGUUGAAGAUUGUGAGUUUCAUCUCGUAAAUAAAUCAGAUUAAUUAAUCAAA
This is a messenger RNA of Tetranychus urticae (two-spotted spider mite), 2073 nucleotides long. RefSeq names its product acetylcholinesterase-1-like. Gene Ontology annotation, cellular component: plasma membrane. Lineage: Eukaryota; Metazoa; Arthropoda; Arachnida; Trombidiformes; Tetranychidae. Gene Ontology annotation, molecular function: acetylcholinesterase activity. Gene Ontology annotation, biological process: acetylcholine catabolic process; choline metabolic process. The record is from RefSeq and is a predicted model, not a curated record.